Messenger RNA from Cyclocybe aegerita, 2952 nucleotides. The record is from the annotation of a GenBank genome assembly. NCBI's taxonomy places the organism in Eukaryota, Fungi, Basidiomycota, Agaricomycetes, Agaricales, Hemipholiotaceae.
AUGUUGCUGAAACUGAUCCCAGCCCACUCCGAGCCCACAAUCCAUUUUUCUUUCUCCUUCGCAGACCUGCCCAGCAACCUGUCUGCACCAGCCUCAUGGACGGCUCAGCUUACCCAUCUUAUGCUGGAGGACCUCGAGGUGCCCACAACCAUGCAUUCCCUUGACAGGUCCGUGGGGAUAUCAUGUCUCCUAGAAGAGGUGGCAUUUGACAUCGAGAGCGGGCAAAUUCGCUGUCGAUUUGUUGAUGGUGCUGUCGAAGAAUGGGGUUUCUUGUCGUUUGGUGGUAAAGCAGGAGAGGUCGACGGUCUAGGAGAGAGGGAAGGCCGGAAGCUGUUUGCGGCGCUGGAUGGCAUUAUUCGCAAUGUCAAGGAGAGUACGCUGGAGGAUGAGCGGAUAAUUCGAGAGAGAGAGGAGAAGGAGAGGGAAAAGCAAAAGACGGUGGGCUUGGAGAGGUCGAGGUCGUUGACAAGCAAGACGAGCAGCAGCAAGGGGCCAAGACACAAGAAACAACGCUCGCUGUUCAUGCAGCUUGUUUCAUCCAUUGGAUCCAUGGUAAACUUAGCAUCUCCUUCGGCAUCGUCACAUCCAUCUCUUCCUACACACCGUUCCUCUCCGUUCAGUCCUUCCUACCCGGCUCAACCCUCGCCACCACCCCAUGUACCCGGCACCUCUCCUCGUGCUAGAGCCCUCCGACGAGCUGCACGUUCGGCUCUCGUUGACACCUAUCGACGCUUCGUGCUGUCAGAGCUGCUACGACGGGUACAAUACUUUAAAUACGACCAAACGACAGGCAAGGUCGGUGGUGACAGAGGUGGUGGUUUCUGUGUGUGGAUCCUGCACAGUAUGCGGAGACGUACUGGUGAACGGCUUGACCAGCUCCUGGACGAAGCGAGGGCGAUCGCUGACCAGAAGGAACGAGAGAUGGGCCCUUCACCCGCGUUGAACACGACCAGCGUCGCUUUUUGCAAUCCAACGGCGAUUGACGCUGCAGAGGCCGGCAUGAUCGCCAAGGAGGAGCCAGCAACGACAGCCGUUCCGUUGUCGUUCUCAGAUGACGAGGACGAGGUCGCAGAGACCGAGACCGACGGAAGUUCAGUCCACACUCCUUCAAGCUCGUCGCACUUCUCAGUCUCGCGACCACCUACAGCUCCAUCGACAUCAUCGCACUCUCGUUCAUCAACUUCUACUUCUGAGUCGUUGACAACGACACUAUGCGACGCUGGCUCGCAAAUGAAGGACCAUGAUCGGCUCAAUCCACCCAUGUGGACGACUCUCCUCUCGUCACACUUAACAGGGCCAAGCUUGCAUGAGUACAACCAACUCCUCGACCUCCAUGAGCGUCUCUGGCAGCUCACCGUGUUCGCCAUUAGCCAAGCUCGUGUCUCUUGCGAGGAAACCCGCAGCAGACUGGAGGUGCUCGCCGUGCGGAGCAAGCGACGGGCGUGGUCUGUGGGUGCCCUUAAGCACAAUUCUUCGAAAUCAUCAGCAGGCGCCUAUGGCCUGGCAAUGCCUUUCAGAAGCUCGCCCUUGGCUAGGUACUCCUGGACGGCGGACGACCUGGAGAAAGAGCGACAGAGGUCGAAGAGUGGGUUGUCUAGGACCUCCGCCAGGUCUGCUCUGAGUGCAUCAUCACCCUCGCCUUCGUCGGAGAUCUUCCCGGUGUAUCGUCCUGGUGUGCCACCUGUGCGUAUUGGCGGUGUGCCAUCGCCUUCAAGUGAUUCGCCUGCUGCGAAUGGUCAGGAAGAGGGCUCGAGUAGUGCUACGGGUGCCAGCACCAGCGAAGAGACAGACGACAAUGGCGCAGAGGAAGACGACGAUCCACGGCCCCUGAUUGAGCGUGAGUUCGAGCUGUACGAAGAAUUUCGUGGACCUUCACCCAUCGACACUCGUGGCGGUGCAAGAAGAAGACGGCGAAACCACCGGCGGCGUGGUGCAGAAGCGCCAGGAGACGGCCUAGACACAAACUCUGGCCUGCUAUUCCCUGUUAGCGAGGAGGCUGAGGCCGAGGGCGAAGGCUCAGAGGAUUCAAGCUCCUCGAGCAAUCGCUCUUCGACUCGAGGCAGGAAGACCCAACGGACGCAGCGGACGUUCAUGGGCUGCGAUGAGAUUCCUCUCGAGGGCGAGGGAGAUACGGACGAAGAUGACUCGGAGCAACGCACCCUCGUUGGUGACGACGAUGAUGGCCUUGAAGACCCUCGCGAGCUCGACCUCGAGCUUGGAUUCGGGUUUGACUUCCACGGCGGCAGCAAUUUCCACGACAUCGACGGUGACAUCGGUCUUUUUGAUGGCGAUGACGAUGAUGCCGCUGCUGGGUUUGAGUUUGAGAUGGAGGUUGAGAGACCCAAGUUACGGCCGAGAGUGCGGACGAGCAGUAUCUUCAUGAAGAAGCAGGCGAGGCGGAAAGGCUCCGGCUUUGGCUUGACAGAGGAGAGCAUUCUAUGCCAGCCAGUUUCAUUCGCCUCUGCGCCUCCUCGUACGCAGCCCAUUUCGAUUCUCAAGCCUCCAGCCGAGCUGUCGGCGUCGGCCCCUCACCCUCAUCCGCCAACAUCACGGCCUCUCGCCAUCUCGCGGGCGUCAACGCCCGCCAUCUACCAAGAACCUGAGCUCGGCCUGGACCUCGAGGUGGAUGUCAAGCUUUGUGUUGGCGUAAGCGACAGCAACUACGAGCUCUCUGGCUACACGAGUCACUUUGGUGUCAACGUCUCGAACCAGAAGCAGCCGGCGGUGUUGAGCACAAGCCCGCCGAAUGUGCACCUCCUGAAGAAGUCUCCUGGUCGGCCCUUACCUCUGCCCCUGCCGACGGAGGUUGGGCCGCAGGAUGCUGACCAGGAGGAGUUCACGCUUGCAAUGGACCUUCCUCGGUCUGUAGGCAAGAGGAAGUCUGGUCCGCUUGCGACGAGGCAGAAGUUGGGCGCCAUGUUUUCUGAGAUCCCUGCUCCUCUGGUUUGCUAA